Sturnus vulgaris (Common starling) is the source of this 1068-nucleotide messenger RNA. Lineage: Eukaryota; Metazoa; Chordata; Aves; Passeriformes; Sturnidae. The record is from RefSeq and is a predicted model, not a curated record.
AUGGGGGGUCUGGGUGGGGACGGAUUUUUAACAGGGGCUGUUGUGAUAGAGGGCGAACACCGUCCCACAUUUGCUUUGAAAUGGCUCACUACUCAGCCAGUGUGGGUUCCACAGUGGCCCCUAACAGAAGAGAAAUUAGAGGCCCUCAAAAUCCUAGUUCAAGAACAAUUGGUUCAAGGGCACAUAGAACGAUCCACAAGUCCAUGGAAUAGCCCAAUAUUCGUUAUAAAAAAGAAAUCUGGAAAGUGGAGGUUACUCCAUGACUUAAGAAAAAUUAAUGCUAUUAUGGAAAGCAUGGGUGCCUUACAGCCAGGUAUGCCAUCCCCUACAAUGAUACCUGUCUCUUGGGAUAUCCUGAUUGUGGACUUGAAAGACUGUUUCUUUACUAUUCCAUUACACCCAGAUGAUGCCCCAAAGUUUGCUUUUACAGUGCCUUCUAUUAACAAUGCUGCACCAGGGCAACAUUAUCAAUGGCGAGUGCUUCCGCAGGGCAUGCGAAAUAGUCCAGUGAUCUGUCAGGAGUACGUGGCUCAAACAGUCUCAUCAGUGAGAGAGCAAUUUCCAGGGGCAUAUUGCUACCAUUGUAUGGAUGAUAUUUUGGUAGCAACCCAGACAAAAGAAGAACUUACAGAAAUUCAGCCAAGCUUGUUAAAGGCACUGAAAACAUUUGGGCUGCAAAUAGUUCCUGAAAAGGUGCAGCAGCAAGCACCAUGGAAAUAUUUGGGACUAAAAAUCUUAAAUCAGACCAUAUAACCACAAACUAUUCAAUUCUCAACAAAAAUUGAAACCCUAAAUGAUGCACAGAAACUUUUGGGUUCUAUCAACUGGGUUAGAUGGUAUUUAGGAUUAACUGAUUCACAAUUGGCACCAUUAUUCGACCUGUUAAAGGGUGAUCCAGAACUGACUUCACCGAGAAAGUUAAUUAUAAAAGCAAAAGCUGCUCUUGAAAUAGUAGAGCAGGCUAUAACAAAGAAACAAGUCCACCGGAUAUGCCCAGAGGUGUGUGUUACUGUGUUUAUUAUAAUUGUUAAGUUUCAUCCAACAGGAAUCAUCAGGCAGUGGAACUGA